GCGGUCUGGCUUUGGCUGGAGGAGCAAGGAGUGCAAAAAGAUUUGAGGUCACAGGAGGCACAGUUGGAAAUUUCUGCCAUGGCUGCUGAGCUGGACUUCACACCCCCGGAAAUCCCAGAGCCGACACUCAUGGAGAACAUCCUACACUAUGGCCUGUUCUUUGGAGCCAUUUUCCAGCUCAUCUGUGUAUUGGCCAUAAUCCUUCCCAUUCCAAAGUCGCAUAAAACCGACACAGAAGGCUUCGAAUCGAAAAGCUCAGAAGUGGUGAAAAAAACCAAAGCUGCUGCUGCAUCAGCAAACAAGAAACCAAAGAAAGAAACAAAGAAGAAACGAUAAAAAAGCUUUUGUGACGAGCAAAAAAGGUUGUUUGUCAACAGCUUUCUUUGAAUACAUUGGUGAAGAAGAACCUAAAACGUAAAAAAGCACCCAAUGCACCUGUGCUUAUAGUCUCAUUUCUGGUAUAAAGAAGCACUUUUAGAAAAGGUGACAAUUAUUGUCUCAUAUGAUGUGCGUUUCCUUCCUUAGGAUGUAACAUCUUACCUAGAACUGGAAGUGGGAGGAAAGUGGGAUAUUUCCUUUGUGACAUUUGAGGUGUGAAGUGCAGGUCCUAUAAAAGGAAAUCAGACCAUGCAAAACGCCUCCCCC
Molecule: messenger RNA, 645 nt
Organism: Gekko japonicus
Lineage: Eukaryota; Metazoa; Chordata; Lepidosauria; Squamata; Gekkonidae
Gene: MANBAL
Product: mannosidase, beta A, lysosomal-like
Exons: 3
Coding region: 79-336 (85 amino acids)
Cellular component (GO): membrane
Source: RefSeq, a predicted model, not a curated record